AAUAAUAAUAAUAUAAAAAAUCGUAACCAUUUCAUUAAUAAUAAAGUUAAAUGUAUUUCUGUAGGUUAUCUUUAAUCCGUUUUUUUGAAGUUCGUAUUUUCAAUAUAUUUUAAGUAUUUUUAUUAUACAAUACUACUAGAAAAAUGCCAGCUUUACGUUUGACACGAGAGAGCGAAUAUUCCACAUUUGUGGAAGGUCUAGGACCGGGUCAGUUUGUUGGUAGGCAAGCGUUAGCCUCUCCAUACUUAGGGGAUAUACAGCUGAGUAUCUCUGAUAGAAAAAGGAAGCUUGAAAUUGAAGUUAUCAGGGCAAGGGGUCUUCAACCAAAGCCGGGAGCUAAAAGUUUACCAGCUUCUUACGUGAAAGUGUAUUUAGUACUGGGAAGCAAGUGUCUCUCCAAAGCUAAAACUUCAGCUGCUAGAAGAACUUUGGAUCCGUUGUAUCAAGAACAACUACACUUCGAUGAAGAUUUCAGAGGGUGUGUGUUGCAGGUUACUAUAUGGGGUGACUACGGACGAAUGGAAAAGAAGGUAUUCAUGGGCGUGGCUCAGAUCAUGUUAAACGAUCUAGAUCUUUCCGAUAUUGUGAUUGGAUGGUACAAGUUAUUCCAUCCUGCGUCUCUUGUUAACCUUCCGGGAAAUUCACAGUCGUCAAUAGAUAACUUUGGCUAAUUGUGUUAAUGUUAAAUCUGGAUAGUUGAAGAUGUGUGACAGAAGAUAACGCCGUCCUGGUGACUCUCCCUGAUGUACUUAUACUGCUGUAGAGGGCGCGACCUACCACGGAUAUUUUAUUCUGUACUGUAAACGCCUAGAAUGGACAGAUAUAAAGAGUAACUAGGCGCCUUAAUUAAAACGUUCUUGUACGUUACAGUAGUUCCUCAACGAAUAUAAAACACAAGAUAUGUUAUAAUAGCUGCUCAGUUCUACUUGUAAAUUAAUUUGUUUCACACCUUUCAUGUACAGUAAUUCAACCUUUUCGGUAGAAAAAAUAUCUACAAAUUUACACAACUCGUAUAACAGUGUUAAAAUUGUCAGAUCGCUAGGAGAAACACUUACGUUUUAGAAUAGUAAUUAGAAUAUCUUGUAUUUAAUAUUUCUCUAUAUGUAUCAAAUUUUACUGUUGGAGAUGUAAAAAUAUACUUGCAUAUAUUUAAGAGUUUCUGUAUAUAUAUACCUAUAAAUGUG
Messenger RNA from Limulus polyphemus (Atlantic horseshoe crab), 1184 nucleotides. Its product is annotated as regulating synaptic membrane exocytosis protein 3-like. Gene Ontology annotation, molecular function: transmembrane transporter binding; small GTPase binding. The record is from RefSeq and is a predicted model, not a curated record. NCBI's taxonomy places the organism in Eukaryota, Metazoa, Arthropoda, Merostomata, Xiphosura, Limulidae. Gene Ontology annotation, biological process: regulation of synaptic plasticity; calcium ion-regulated exocytosis of neurotransmitter; positive regulation of synaptic transmission. The transcript has 3 exons. Gene Ontology annotation, cellular component: presynaptic membrane; cytoskeleton of presynaptic active zone. The coding region runs from base 144 to 671 and encodes 175 amino acids.